GUGCCGGUUUUAUGAUCGGUCGCUAUGAGCUUUUCCCGGAAGUACCACUGGGUAUAAAAGCAACCGUUGCAGCGAUCUAUGAACCACCACAGUCAUCUUCAGCAGAUUCGUUGACAUUGGAAGACGAUCCACAGGAGGAAUUGGUGGAUGAACUUUGCUCUUUUCUGGGCCUGAAACGUGAUUCCUUCUUCCUCACUGCACAAGAAUGUAUCACAGCUGGUUGGCUGCAGAAUAAGUAUCGGAAUGUGACGAAUUUUUGCAGCGAUGGUUACUUUGGUUCCAAAUUUACCACAGUUGUGGCAUCAGGUACAGUUCUUGACCCUCUAAUAUGGGUUUUUUGUCAAAAAAUUUCUUUUUUUUUCGUGCUGAGACGGGUUGAACAUCAGUGUAUUCUCACUGUGAGAGGCAGAAAUGGCAUUUGA
Messenger RNA from Gongylonema pulchrum, 422 nucleotides. The record is from the annotation of a GenBank genome assembly. NCBI's taxonomy places the organism in Eukaryota, Metazoa, Nematoda, Chromadorea, Rhabditida, Gongylonematidae.